UGUAACUUCCACUUUGGGCUUCACAGGGGAAUACUGAGGAGAGCCUGGAUUGUCCUCUGCAACACAGAUGAAUGUUUGAAAAGGCGGAGGCAAAAUGAAGACAGCUGCCAAGGGUUUUGGGAAGUCUAUUAUGGACCCUUCGCAUCGUGAGGGUUGGUGGAAUACGUGGAUAGUGCUCAUGGUGUAUGUGGCCUUGGAGCUUGUAACGGUCCAUUCAUCCGUCGUCCUCGGGACCCUUGAGCUACAGCUAGAUGAGGAGCAACCAGCAGGCACAAUUGUCGGUGACAUCAGCGCUGGCCUUCCUCCUGGCAUCACAGCGUCCCUGUUCUUCAUCUCUGACCACGAGGGAACAGGGGUGGGCAGUGAUUUGGACAUAGAUGAGAGCACCGGCAUUAUUAAGACUGCCAAAGUCCUUGACAGGGAACUGAGGGACAGAUACAACUUCAUUGCCGUCACCAUGACAGGUGUGACUGUGGAGGUGACCAUCAAGGUGAAUGACAUAAAUGACCACGCUCCAACUUUCUCAAGAAAACAGAUGAUGUUUAAAAUCCCUGAGCAGACAACCAUUGGGACGAGGUUUUCUCUUGAGCCUGCUGUAGAUGCUGAUAAAGGCCAGUUGACGACACAGGGUUACCUUAUUAAAGACGGAAAUGUUGGCCAGGCCUUCACCUUGGAGACCAGGAGGGGCAGCAAUGAGGUUCUCUAUCUGGACUUGGUGGUCAACGCCAUUCUAGACCGAAAGAAAAGAUCCACCUACACUCUAUCCUUGGAGGCAUUUGAUGGCGGUUCACCUAAAAGGACCGAUCAGAUGACGUUAGAUAUUACUGUACAAGACAUUAACGACAACGCUCCUGUUUUUAACCAGAGCCGCUACCUUGCUAUAAUAUCUGAGAACCUCCAACCAGGAAGCAACAUCCUGCAGGUGUUCGCCACAGACGCUGAUGAAGGGGACAAUGGGAUGGUGCUGUACGAAAUCAACAGGAGACAAAGUGACCCAGACCGCUAUUUUGUCAUUGACUCUCGAACUGGUGUCAUCACGCUCAACAAGCCGCUGGACUUUGAGAUGCGGCGAGUCCACGAGCUGGUGGUCCAGGCACAAGACAACGCCACCCAUCCAGAGGUAACAAACACCUUCGUCACCAUCCACGUCAGAGACUACAAUGACAACCAGCCCACUAUGACCAUCAUCUUUCUCAGCGAGGACGGAUCUCCCAGAAUCUCAGAAGGAGCACAACCGGGCCAGUACGUCGCCAGGAUCUCUGUCACUGACCCAGACUAUGGAGAGUAUGCCAACGUCAAUGUGUCGCUGGAGGGAGGAGAUGGAAAGUUUGCUCUGACCACGAAGGAUAGUAUCAUCUAUCUGAUUUGCGUGGACAAAAUUCUGGACAGAGAGGAAAGGGACACCUAUGAGCUAAGGGUGAUGGCGACAGACUCGGGCACGCCUCCUCUCAGGGCUGAGUCCUCCUUCAUCAUCCAGGUGACUGACGUCAAUGAUAACCCUCCUCUGUUUGACCAGCCGGUGUACAGACAAGUCAUCCCAGAGGUGGUGUUUCCAGGGAGCUUUGUGUUACAGGUGACGGCCAGAGACAAAGACCAGGGGCCCAAUGGGGACAUUAACUACAGCAUCCUGCAAGGCCAAGGUGCUUAUUCCAACUGGUUCAGUAUAGAUCCAAUUACAGGGAUUAUCACCACUCUCUCCCACCUGGAUUAUGAAAAGAACCCCAAUCCCAGUAUAACUGUCGUAGCCAGAGAUGGAGGGAAGCCGCCCCUGUCCUCCACUGCUGUGGUCAACAUUGUGCUUCAGGAUAUAAAUGACAAUGAGCCUGUUUUUGAGAGAAACUUCUACAAUGUCUCCAUCAAGGAAAACACACUUCCAGGGACCUGCAUUCUCGAGGUGAGGCAGACGUCUCUUCGCCGCUUCCAAGUUUCUAUGAAAGAGUACUUCUUAUCUCUUACCGGUCCCCCUUUCCCACACUGCUGUGUCCCCCCCUAUGUGAUCCUAUUACACCUCUUCUUCUCCCUUCGGAGCGGUGACAUGUGGAUCGGAGCAGUGGGCAUCCUCCCACCCACUGCAGACAGCUGUAGCGCUAUAGCUGAGCCCACAUCAGAACUCCUGCACCCCCACAUGCUGUGCAUGGUUCAUAUUAGCUCCCCUCCCACCUCCCCAGACCCUGGGAUCCGCUGCCUGGCUUACCUCAGCAGACCUGAGCUCAGUGCAGCAAUUGGAUCGCUGCAGAAGGGAUGA
Paralichthys olivaceus (Japanese flounder) is the source of this 2245-nucleotide messenger RNA. The record is from RefSeq and is a predicted model, not a curated record. Lineage: Eukaryota; Metazoa; Chordata; Actinopteri; Pleuronectiformes; Paralichthyidae.